ACGCCUCCUAAAAGGGGAAAGAGAGAGAGAGAGAGUUGGUGCUUUUUGAAUUGUUUUACAGAAAGAGAGAGAGAGAAAAGUAAAGAGAGAAAAAAAAAAUGUUAAGGCUCAGUAAUUGUAAUAGUAAUAGUAAGAGAGAAGGUAAUGUAGAUGUGGAAAUGGUGGAAUUCGAGAUGCGAGCCGAUUCCGGUAGAAAGGGAACCUUCUCCGUACUCUUCCUUUUUCUCCUUUUCAUUCUCAUUCUUCAUCCUCUUUGAUUUUUAUUAUUAAUAUUAUCAGUAUUUUCUGUUUGGAGAGAGAAAGAGAGAAAGUUUCUUCAAUUUUAUAAACAGAUACUCACUAAAUAAUUAUAAUAAUCUUUAAACAAAACAUAAUUCUUAUUCCCUUCCCCCUUGCACUGUUGCUUGUUACGCACUUCUUCUCUUUUGUUUUUGUUUUUAAAGUUUCUGAUUUAUAUUUAUAGAGUCGGUUCCGCGCUUCCUUCGAAUUUUCUCUUUAUGUUUAAUCUUUGCGGAUUUGGAUUGUGUGGAUCAUCAGCGGUUUGGGGAUUAGGGUUUUAUGAUCCUUCUUGUUUUCUUUGUCAGCUGUUGGAUUUGAAUCGUUCUGAUGCUCGAAUCUGUCAUUCGAUGCACAGUUGAGGAAUCUGGGAUUGGUUAGGGUUUUUCAUUUAGAAAGUUUCUACCUGCGUUUCUUGAUCUUGGUUAGUGUUUCUUACUGGGUUUGUAGCUUCGUUUUUUUUUUUUUUUUAAUUUAUUAACAAAUGUUAGUUAUUGUUUCAUUUUUUUUUCUUUUAUUUUGGGAAGGGUAUGUGUUGAGGAUUAUUGGGAUAUGAUUUGGGUUGUAAAUAUAUUUAGUUUUGUUUGAUCUUAUAUUGUCGAUUUCCUCUGAAAUAUUUUGUGAUUCUUGGAGGACUUAUUUCUUUCUAUUCCCAUUUUUGAAAAGGAAAAACAAAGAAGAGAAAAAAAGAAAAAGAAAAAACCAAGUCAAAAAAAGUCAAAAUCUGUUCAAAACCCACAUCCAUACGCCCACCAUUUUUAUCUGUGGGUUUAUCCUUACAAAUAUUUUUGGUUAAUUUUUACACCAGAGUAUUCCAUAACUCGAGUCUGAGAGUAGAUUUUUUUUUUUUGAACAAAAACUUGAAAAAAAAAUACUAAAUUUAGAAAGAGUUGUGAAAAAAAAAGUUUGGGAGGAGGAGGUGGUUCCAAUUCUUGGUUGGGUUAUUACAUUCUAUGGGAAUACCUGAUACUUCACUAUUAGAUCUAAUAGUAAAGGUUAAGUCUUGGCUCUACCGAGAAGCAAGCGAUAUACGUUUUUCCGGCGAAUUUGAAAUGCCCGAAAACGGUAACAAUAUGUGUUGUGAAUGCCAUACAAACUUCUCCAGUCAUUCUCCGAGAUACCAUUGCCAAAGUUGUGGUAGGUGGUUUUGUGGGAAAUGUAUCCCUGAUUAUGAGUCACUUGUUAUUGAAUCUAGCGGUGUAAUGAAGUUCUGCAAGUUAUGUUCUGAGACGGGAAUGAGAGGGGUAGUUGGGAGCAAAUUCAAUGAGAAAGUACACCCAUCUGCUUCUCCCCGUGAAAGCCCUGAACCACCAUCUCCGUGCUUUCACGGUGAAAGAAUCAAGUGUUCUACAUAUGCGGAAUCGAUUCAGAGUGAUCACUUUUCACGAUAUCUUGAAGCCCGGGAUUAUGGUUAUUCUCCCCAUGCCAUUACAAGUGAGGUUAUGUCCUCAUUUAGCGGUCAUCCAUCUCCUGUAUAUGUUCAUACCUCGUCUAGUAGGAGUGAUGAAGAAGAUGCAGAGGAUUCGGGGAAGCACCUUCUUAGCCCUUCAAGUGAAUAUUGUCAUGACAAUGCCGAUGUAGAUUCAAAUACUGUUAGUGUUAGAUAUAGCUCUAAGUCUGUAGUAUCAAGUUCUUUUGAGAACCCCUCUAGGAUUAAUUUUUCAGUUGGGCAUUCUGUACAGAAGGUGGAAAGUGUGUCUCGAAAUAGUCAUUUUGGUCAAGAGCCUGUUUUAAAAAGGCCCGUGUUAGAGUAUGAGGAUCCAGAAAACACAGAAUACUGUUCAGAUGACUUGUCAAUUUUUCGUAACCAAUAUGAGAGAUCACAAAGACCACUGGACUUCGAAAAUAAUGGUCUUCUCUGGUUUCCCCCUCCCCCUGAAGAUGAAAAUGAUGAGGCAGAGAAUGGAUCUUUUGCUUAUGAUGAUGACGAUGAUGAUGAUUUUGGUGACUCAGGUGCAUUCUUCUCAUCAAGUGGUAGUCUUUCUAGCAUCUUUCCAGCGAAAGAGAAACCUAAUGAAGAUAACAAGGAGCCUCUUAAAGCUGUGGUCCAGGGGCAUUUUAGGGCUCUUGUUUCACAGCUGCUACAAGGAGAAGGUAUCAAAAUUGGCCAAGAGAAUGGAAGUGAGGAUUGGCUUGACAUAGUUACAACAGUUGCAUGGCAAGCUGCAAAUUCUGUGAAGCCAGAUACUAGCAGAGGAGGCAGUAUGGAUCCUGGUGAUUAUGUAAAGGUCAAAUGUAUAGCAUCAGGAAGUCCAGUUGAUAGCACCCUUGUAAAGGGAGUGGUUUGUACCAAAAACAUAAAGCACAAGCGCAUGACCUCACAAUACAAACAUGCUAGGUUACUUAUUUUAGGAGGAGCACUGGAAUACCAGAAAGUUCCAAAUCAGUUGGCUUCUUUUGAUACUUUACUUCAGCAGGAAAAUGAGCAUCUGAAGACUAUCAUUUCAAAGAUUGAAGCUCUCCGUCCAAAUGUUCUGUUAGUAGAAAAAAGUGUUUCUUCAUAUGCCCAAGAUUAUUUGCUCACGAAGGAAAUUUCGUUAGUGCUGAAUGUUAAAAAGCCUUUGCUGGAGCGUAUAGCUCGGUGCACUGGUGCUCUUAUCACGCCAUCAAUUGAUAAUAUAUCAACAACUCGAUUAGGGCACUGUGAAUUAUUUCGCUUGGAAAAAGUUUCUGAAGAACAUGAGAAUAGCAAUCAGUUAAACAAGAAGCCAACAAAAACCUUGAUGUUUUUUGAAGGGUGUCCAAGACGUUUAGGUUGCACGGUUCUGUUGAGGGGCAAAAGUCGUGAAGAACUGAAGAAGGUUAAACAUGUCGUUCAAUAUGCAGUUUUUGCUGCUUAUCAUUUAUCCCUUGAGACUUCCUUUCUUGCAGAUGAGGGUGCUACCCUGCCGAAGAUGGCACAAGGACAGUCAAUUGCUAUUCAAGAGAAAGAAACAGCUGAUCCUACGGUUUCUGUGAACUUUGAUUCAAUUGCUUCAACUAAUUAUGUAGCAGUUGCUGAGGGUUCUGCUCAUGAUCGGGAAAUUUUGGAUAUCAAUCCUGAAUUGGAAGGAUGUGGCUCUCUGUCUGAGCAUUUUGGCCUGGAAAAUGACUUUCCUUUGCUAGUUGAUGCUGUGGACUCUCCUUCCAUGGAAAACAUAGUACCAGAUGCGUACAAUGAUGAUUUUGAAUCUAAUAUUGGUCUAAACACUUCAUUGAACCCGUCCAAUUAUGUCACAGAUUCCAGGAUCUUUUCCGAUGCCAGAAAUUUUUCCCAACAAGAUUUAAUGGUAAACUUACCACAAGACGAGAAACAACCUGAAGAGAUUUAUGAGCUGACAAAGUCUGAAAGGAUAGAUGAAAAUGAGGUUUCAAGUGAGUACUUCUCAGCUGCUGAUAGUCAUCAAAGCAUAUUGGUAUCUUUUUCUAGUCAUUGUGUACUUAAAGGAAUUGUUUGUGAACGCUCCCGACUUAUGCGCAUUAAGUUUUAUGGCUGUUUUGACAAGCCUCUAGGGAGAUAUCUUCGUGACGACUUGUUUGAUCCGACAUCGCAUUGUAGGUCUUGCAAAGAAUCAGCUGAAGCCCAUGUCUUAUGCUAUACCCAUCAGCAGGGAAAUCUUACGAUUAAUGUCAGGCGUCUUUCUUCUUUAAAACUACCCGGAGAACGAGACGGUAAAAUCUGGAUGUGGCAUCGUUGCCUGAGAUGUGCUCAUAUAGAUGGAGUUCCACCAGCCAAUCGCAGGGUGGUUAUGUCAGAUGCUGCUUGGGGACUUUCUUUUGGGAAGUUUUUGGAACUUAGUUUCUCAAAUCACGCAACUGCUAAUCGCAUUGCAACUUGUGGUCAUUCGUUGCAAAAGGAUUGUCUUCGCUACUAUGGGUUUGGAAGUAUGGUUGCUUUCUUCCGGUAUUCCCCUAUAGAUAUUCUCUCUGUACGCUUGCCACCAUCAUUACUUGAAUUUAAUGGCUAUGUCCAUCCGGAGUGGACGAGAAAAGAGGCAACUGAGUUGAUGGGAAAAAUGGAAACCUUGUAUGCUGAAAUAUCUGAUGUACUCGAUGGUAUGGAAGAUAAAACUCGAUCUUUUGGACAUGAAGCCUUUGACACUAGGGAUUUACAAAGCUGCAUAUUGGAGCUGAAAGAUCUUGUGAAAAAAGAAAGAAAUGAAUACAUUGCUAUUUUGCAACCUGCUUUUAUGGAGAUUUCACAACCGGGCCAAGUAGCUGUAGAUGUUUUGGAACUAAAUCGCUUAAGGCGUUCUCUCCUAAUUGGUUCACAUGUUUGGGAUCGCCGAUUUUAUUCACUGGAUACUCUUCUCAAAAGUAAUUCAUUUUCCAGGGCUGCCCAAGGUGAUUUAUUUGGUCAUCCAGUAGAGUUGAUUAGUGAUUCAUUUUGUAAGGAAGACAAGCUUGAAUAUGGACAUGAAAUAAAUGUGUCUGAAUCAUUAAGUUGGUUAGACUUCCCUAGAAAUGAUGUAUUGUCGCCGCGGAGUGAGCCUUGCAUCCCUAAUGACUCUGAACUGAACUUGUGUCAUCAUGACAAGCAGGAGGAAACACUUGCAGAUGGAAAAACCUCUAAAGAUAUGAAUUCCUCCGAAAGCUUUCCUUCUCAUGAAUCUACUCUUUCUGAGAGAAUAGAUUCUGCUUGGACAGGUACUGAUCAACUUCCCUUGAGUGCUCAAAGUGGGCUUCAAGCUGGUAUUGUGAGGCAGGUAAGUCAAAGUGAUACUGUACCUAUUAGAAGGCUGGCGAUGUCAGCAAGAAAUCAUUCUUUUGAUUCUGCUUUAAGAGUUCAAGAAAGAGUUCGAAAAGGACUGCCUCCUUCUUCUUUGCAUGUGUCAACUCUUAGGUCUUUCCACGCCUCCGGAGAUUUCAGGAAUAUGAUCAGAGAUCCGGUUAGCGUUAUGAGAACUUACUCCCAAAUAUUUCCUCAGGAGGCUCAGAAGUCAAAUAUAGUUUUGAGUUCCACACCUUCAUUUAUCUCUUCUGCAUCCCAUGUGACUGAAGGUGUACGAAUGUUGUUACCCCAGACGUGCCAGAGUGAUAUAGUUGUUGCUGUUUAUGAUAAUGAACCCACCAGUAUAAUAUCAUAUGCGCUUAGUUCCAAAGAAUAUGAUGACUGGGUUGCUAAUAAAUCAAAUGAUCAUGAGGUAUCUUGUAGUCAGCAUGAGAGCCACAAAGAUAAUACUGCAGCUUCCACUAUUUCAGCCUGGCAAUCUUUUGGCUCUAUGGACUUGGAUUAUACCCGUUAUGGAAGUGGAUCAGAAGAUACUCCGUCAUCCAUCAGUUCCUUAUUUGCGGAUUUUAAAAAAUCUCCACAUUUGAGGCUCUCAUUUGGAGAUGACAAAGUGAAGUUUUCUGUUACAUGCUACUUUGCAGAAUUGUUCGACUCUCUUAGAAAGAAAUGUUGUCCUAGUGAAGUAGACUUUGUACGAUCAUUGAGCCGCUGCAAGAGAUGGAGUGCGCAAGGGGGCAAAAGCAAUGUGUAUUUUGCCAAAUCAUUGGAUGAGAGAUUCAUUGUAAAGCAAGUCACAAAGACAGAGUUGGAUUCUUUUGAAGAAUUUGCACCUGCAUAUUUUAAAUACCUGACAGACUCCCUUGGCUCGGGAAGUCCUACUUGUCUAGCCAAAAUUCUCGGUAUAUAUCAGGUCACUAGUAAACACAUGAAAGGUGGAAAGGAAACAAGGAUGGAUUUGAUGGUGAUGGAGAACCUUUUCUUCAAGAGAAAUAUAUCAAGGGUCUACGAUCUUAAGGGCUCCGCUCGUUCACGUUACAAUAAUGAUACAACUGGGGAAAACAAAGUACUUCUAGAUAUGAAUUUGUUGGAAACCCUUCGGACAAAGCCCAUAUUUCUCGGAAGCAAAGCAAAGAGAAGCCUUGAAAGAGCUGUUUGGAACGAUACGGCCUUUCUGGCGUCUGUUGAUGUGAUGGACUACUCACUUUUGGUUGGGGUGGAUGAUGAGAAGAAGGAGCUGGUGUUGGGAAUCAUUGAUUUCAUGAGACAGUACACAUGGGACAAGCAUUUGGAAACUUGGGUUAAGGCCUCUGGAAUUCUGGGUGGUCCGAAGAAUGCUUCCCCAACCAUUAUUUCUCCAAAACAGUACAAGAAAAGGUUUCGAAAGGCAAUGACUACUUAUUUUCUUACUGUACCUGAUCAAUGGUCUUCAUAAAGCAAAAAAAGAAAAAAAAAAAGAAAAAACAAAUGGCAUGAUUGCAUUCUUUUUGUAAGCAAAGCAUGUGUUGAUCAAUAAAAUAUAUAAAUGGGGAUUUUCAUUUUUCCUAAAAAGAAAGAGAAAUGAGGUCCCCCUGGUGAUUCAUUUAUAAACAUUCUCACUGAUGUAUAUUUAUAUUUUAAAAAAAUGGAGCUAAUUGUUUUCUUUUUA
Molecule: messenger RNA, 6632 nt
Organism: Cannabis sativa
Lineage: Eukaryota; Viridiplantae; Streptophyta; Magnoliopsida; Rosales; Cannabaceae
Product: putative 1-phosphatidylinositol-3-phosphate 5-kinase FAB1C
Exons: 11
Coding region: 1230-6419 (1729 amino acids)
Biological process (GO): phosphatidylinositol phosphate biosynthetic process
Cellular component (GO): endosome membrane
Molecular function (GO): 1-phosphatidylinositol-3-phosphate 5-kinase activity; ATP binding; metal ion binding
Source: RefSeq, a predicted model, not a curated record